Molecule: messenger RNA, 1066 nt
Organism: Xyrauchen texanus (razorback sucker)
Lineage: Eukaryota; Metazoa; Chordata; Actinopteri; Cypriniformes; Catostomidae
Gene: rasl12
Product: RAS-like, family 12
Exons: 5
Coding region: 286-1047 (253 amino acids)
Molecular function (GO): GTP binding; GTPase activity
Source: RefSeq, a predicted model, not a curated record
AUCAACAUUUAAUUUUCCCCUUUACUCUCACCACAUCCUCCAAAAGCCUUCUCAGACAAACGUUUUUCAAGCAUCUUCCUUUCGGAAUUAUUUUGGAAAUGUAGUUUAUACUGGAGUUUAAUGGGAUCCAGCUGUUUUACAUAGAGCCCUGGUGAGAGAUCAGACAUCAGCAUCAUCCAGUUAUGAAGUGAAGAUCAAAGCACAUGUGGAUUGCGUGUCUAAUGGGCUGCAUGAUUCGGAUCUGCUUCUUCACAGAUCUUUCGAUCUUUCACACUUCUCUUCAGGAUGUCUCUGAUGUUUGGGAAAGCAAGAACUUGUAACAUUGUAACUGUUCCUGAGCAUGAGCCUUCAGAGUGUAAUAUUGUGGUUUUGGGAGCAAUGGGAUCUGGAAAGUCAGCACUUACUGUGAAAUUCCUCACAAAGCGGUUCAUCAGUGAAUAUGACCCAAACCUUGAGGAUACUUACUCUUCUGAAGAAGACGUGGACCACCAGCCAGUUCUAGUAAAAGUGAUGGACACCGCUGAUCAAAAUGGACCAGUCAACUGUGAGCGCUAUUUAAGCUGGGCCAAUGCCUUCAUCAUUGUUUACAGCAUUGACAAUCAGAAUAGUUUUGAGGCCUGCCAACAGUACAUAGAGACAGUCACCCUUUAUACGAAAGGCCUGCAGCCAGAAGUCCCUGUUAUUCUUCUAGGCAAUAAGGUGGACAUGGAGAGAUAUAGACAGGUGAGCAAGUUAGAUGGUGCAGCUCUGGCCUCACGUUUUGGGUGUCUGUUCUUUGAAGUUUCCGCCUGCUUGGACUUUCUGUCCGUUCAGCACAUUUUUUACGAAGCUGUUCGGGAAGUGAGGCGAGAGACGGAGAGAAGUCCACUCUUCAUCAGCGAAGACAAGCCUGCGAUCAACCUGACCUCUGCUGCUCCCCUCACUGCCUGCUAUAAAGAGCUGCCCACCCCAGCCACCGCAAAGCUGGUUACGGUUAAGUCCUCAAGGGCUCAGAGCAAACGCAGGGCCCCCACGCUUACACUCCUCAAGGGAUUCAAGAUCUUUUGACUAACUGUUGCCCUCUUCU